AUGGGGGAAAAUCCUGCCAAGAACCAUUAUGCACAGCUUAACCAGGGAGAAGAGAAUGAGAUGGAGAUAUUUGGCUACAAAACUCAAGGCUGCCGAAGGGCCUUGUGCAUUGCUGGGUUCAUCUUGUCCUGUGGGGCUCUGAGGCUGCUGUUUUACUGGAAGCCAGAGUGGGAUGUGUGGAUGAACUGCAUCCGAUGCAGCUUGGAAGAAGCUGAUAUUGUUCUGCUUAGAACAACGGAUGAUUUUCGGACUUAUUCUCGUAAGACUGUGACAUGGAUCUCUGUGUCUGCAUUUAUCAAAAGCAGAUCAGACUAUCCAGCCACUGAGGAAGACUCAAUCUUCAGCAAAGCCAUAAUGAAGCCAAGUUUGCUAGUGAAAACUAUCCAAGUGCAAAAAAUCCGCUAUGUCUGGAAUGACUGUGCAAAACAGUUCCAGAAAGUUGGAGUUCUAGAAGAUCACUACACUUGCUCAGCUAUACAUGAUAAAUUUGGUUCUGGUCUCACCUGCAAUGAACAAAAUGUCAGGAGAGUUAUCUGUGGGCCAAACACUAUCGAUGUUCCAGUGAUCCCUAUUUGGAAACUACUCAUCAAAGAGGUCCUAAAUCCAUUUUACGUGUUCCAGCUGUUCAGUGUGUGUCUGUGGUUUGCUGAAGAUUACAUGGAGUAUGCUAUUGCCAUCAUAUUCAUGUCUCUCCUCUCAAUAUUUUUGACCGUAUAUGAUCUUAGAAAGCAAUCCAUUAAACUGCACAAACUGGUUGAGUCUCAUAACAGCAUCAUGGUCACUGUCUGCAGAAAUAAGGAAGGUUUCCAAGAGUUGGAAUCACACUAUCUUGUUCCUGGAGAUUUGCUGAUUUUGAAAGAGGGCAAAACCCUUUUGCCUUGCGAUGCCAUCCUGGUCAGCGGGCAGUGCACUGUAAAUGAAAGCAUGCUGACAGGAGAAAGUAUUCCAGUAACAAAGAUCCACCUACCACAAGCUGAUAAUUUGAAGCCCUGGAGAGUGCACUGUGCAGAGGAUUACAGAAAACAUGUCCUCUUCUGUGGAACAGAGGUCAUCCAGACCAAGGCAGAUGACAGAGGUGUAGUGAAAGCUGUGGUGCUGCAGACUGGUUUCAACACAGCCAAGGGGGAUCUGGUGAGAUCCAUUCUCUACCCUAAACCCAUGAACUUCAAGCUGUACAGGGAUGCCCUCCGGUUCCUGAUGUGCCUCAUAGCAUUUGCAGCCAUUGGAAUGAUCUACACAGUGUGUGUAUUUGCACUUAAUGGGGAGGAGACAGGAGAAGUGGUGAAGAAGGCUUUGGAUGUUAUCACUAUUGCUGUCCCACCAGCUCUGCCAGCUGCCUUGACAACAGGAAUAAUUUAUACCCAGCAGAGGUUGAAGAAAAAGGGCAUCUUUUGCAUCAGCCCACAGAGGAUCAACAUGUGUGGACAGCUGAACCUUGUCUGCUUUGACAAAACUGGCACCUUAACAGAAGAUGGCCUGGAUCUUUGGGGCUUGCUGCCCUCUGAAAGAAACUGCUUUCAGAAUAUUCACAGUUUCCCUGCAGACCACAGCCUGCCUUGGGGCCCAGUGUUCAAAGCACUGGCAGUUUGUCAUUCAUUAAUUGUUUGGGAAGGCAAGAUCCAAGGAGACCCAUUGGAUGUGAAAAUGUUCGAGGCUACUAACUGGGUGAUAGAUGAUUCCAGCGGACAUCAGAAUGAAGGUCAAGGAUCCGCACAUGCCACUGUUGUUAGACCUGGACUUCAAGCCACCACUGCCCCUGUGGAAGGAAUUACCAUUUUACAUCAGUUCCCAUUUUCCUCAGCCUUGCAAAGAAUGUCUGUGAUUGCCCAGGAAAUUGGUGGGGACACACAGGCCUUCACAAAAGGGGCUCCUGAAACAGUGGCCAUGCUGUGCAGAGCAGAAACAGUCCCAUCAAACUUUGAAAGCAAGCUCCUGCUCUACACAGCCCAGGGCUUUCGGGUCAUUGGCCUGGCCUGUAAAUCUCUGCAGGCAGGGAAACCACCUGCUGCUCUGACAAGGGAGGAGGUAGAAUCUGAUCUGACAUUUCUGGGCCUGCUGAUAAUGGAGAAUCGAUUAAAGAGGGACACAAAGCCUGUUCUGGAAGAGCUCAGCGCUGCCCGCAUCAGGAGUGUUAUGGUCACAGGGGACAACAUUCAGACAGCUAUAACAGUUGCCAAAAAUGCUGGCAUGAUAGCUCCAACACACAGAGUGAUUCUUGUGGAAGCAAACGAAGGGCCUGGAUCUUUUUCAGCAUCUAUAACCUGGAAAUCCCUAGAAGAAAACAAAAUUGAAGAUUACAGAAGCCUGGAUGACACUCAGACUGAGCCAGGAAUCAGGCUGGCAUUGGGAUCAGGCCAGUAUCACUUUGCCAUGAGUGGAAAAUCUUACCAAAUUGUAGCACACCAUUUCAGGCACUUACUUCCAAAGCUCUUGCUGAAUGGAACAGUUUUUGCUAGAAUGUCUCCUAGUCAGAAAUCCAGUCUUGUAGAAGAAUUUCAAAAGCUGGAUUACUUUGUGGGCAUGUGUGGAGAUGGAGCCAAUGACUGUGGGGCUUUGAAAGUGGCACAUGCAGGGAUAUCCCUGUCGGAGCAGGAGGCGUCUGUGGCUUCACCAUUCACAUCCCGAAUGCCCAGCAUAGCCUGUGUUCCAGAGCUAAUCAGGGAAGGCCGUGCUGCUCUUGUCACUUCCUUCUGCAUGUUCAAGUACAUGGCACUGUACAGCAUAAUUCAGUACCUUGGUGUUCUCCUGCUUUACUGGCAACUAAACUCCUUUGGGAAUUACCAAUUUUUGUUCCAAGAUCUGGCUAUUACCACUGUAAUUGGUGUGACAAUGAGUUUCACACGUGCCUAUCCAAAGCUGGUCCCCUACAGGCCUCCAAGCCAGCUCAUCUCACCCCCACUGCUGCUCUCUGUUGUGCUUAACAUCCUCUUCAGCCUCAGCAUGCAGAUCUUUGGGUUUGUGGUGGUCCAGGAGCAGCCUUGGUACUCCCAGACUGAUAUACACAGUGCCUGCCUGUCAGUGAACAUCCAUGAGAGGAAUUCAUCCUCCAGCCUGGGCCUCCACGGGGUGAGAGAUGGAGCCCAUGAGCAAACAGACAAUGGCUUCAAGAGCUAUGAAAACACCACAGUGUGGCUGCUAAGUACCAUCAAUUGCCUCAUUGUAGCACUAGUGUUUUCCAAGGGAAAGCCUUUCAGGCAACCCAUCUACACCAACUAUGUGUUCAUACUGGUGCUCAUAGGGCAGCUGGGUAUUUGCCUCUUCUUGAUGUUUGCUGACAUUGAUGGUCUCUACUCCAAGAUGGAUCUCGUUUGCACCCCUACCACGUGGCGAAUCUCCAUGGUGGGAAUGCUCGCAGUCACACUGGCUGUGUCCUUCCUUGUUGAGGAAGCAGUCAUUGAGAACAGACCCCUGUGGCUGCUUCUGAAAAAGACAUUCCAGUACCACUCAAAGAGCCACUACAAGAGGCUGCAGCACAUGUUGGAGCAGGACUCAGCCUGGCCACCUCUGAAUGAAACCUUCUUCUCAGAUUCUGUGGCAGUAACAGUAGAAGGAAAUAUGGGAGGCCAUAGCAAUCCAACAUUUGACAGCAAUGAGGACUCACUCUGAAAGAAACUGCAGUGAACAAAUGUCCAGGACAGUUGAAUUUGAUCUUAAAAGAUUCAGUGACUUAAAAAGAGGAAGAGCUGCUCUCCCAUUCUAGGAGUAACCAGCUCUUGCUUACAUCUAAAUUAACUGGAAGCACGAAAUCUUCUACAGUAACAUAAAGCCACAAUGAUGUUUCCUCUGUCCCCUUGCCCAUAUACAGAUGGCUGCCAGCUGAAUAUUGGUAAAGUAUUUGUGGUUGAAACAG
Molecule: messenger RNA, 3850 nt
Organism: Melospiza melodia melodia
Lineage: Eukaryota; Metazoa; Chordata; Aves; Passeriformes; Passerellidae
Gene: ATP13A4
Product: ATPase 13A4
Exons: 30
Coding region: 1-3606 (1201 amino acids)
Biological process (GO): intracellular calcium ion homeostasis; polyamine transmembrane transport
Cellular component (GO): endoplasmic reticulum membrane; late endosome membrane
Molecular function (GO): P-type ion transporter activity; polyamine transmembrane transporter activity; ATP binding
Source: RefSeq, a predicted model, not a curated record